UAUAGUGCACUAUGUACAGUGUGGAGCGCCGUUACCGGUUUUAAACGAUGUAGUGCACUGUGUAGGGAGCAGGAAACCGUUUGGGACACAGUCUCUGAUUCUGUCCGGGUCCGGGUUCGGUUGAACCCAAAAAAAAAAAAAAAAAAAAUCCGUGACAGGUCGCGUGCGGAAGAUGAUGACGGUAAAUAAAAAGCCGCAUACAGACACAGAAAUGAGUGAAAAUAUUCCACACGGAGAGUUUUGUAAAGAAUUCUCUCUCAGAUGUUUAGGGUUUAGCUGCAGGAACAUGGCGAUGCUCUAAACUUUACAUUUUUCUUCUCGCUCUUGGUUUAUAUAGCGGAUCCCGGACUUUAAUCCGAGCUCGAGCUCCCGGUGUGGUGGUUUUUUGUUUUGUUUUGUUUGUUUGUUAGUGUAAAGAUUUUAAAACAAAAGUUGAUUUUUCAACUAAAUAAUUUUUCUCGCCGGUGAUGAAUAAACCCCGGAGCCGUGUGUCUGGUUUGCUGUCGCAGUAACUCUGUACACUGAAGUUUUGUGACUGGUUAUUCUUUAGGCUUGGUCUAAAGAGCGCUCUUUGUUCUGAGGGCAGCGUGACGCGAGGUCGACGCUGAUGAGGAGAUCUUUGCUUUGAGCCUGAGCGCGUGCUCCAUCGGCCCUUUGAGUCCACGUUCAUGCUCCGGUCCCGUCAUGCCGCAGUGCUGUGGCUCCUGACUCUUGAGGGCUGAUGAGUGUUUGGGCGCGAUGGAGCGCUGCAAGCAUGUGGUCCGUCUCCGUUUGGGACAAGACCACUCCAUCCUGAACCCUCAGAAAUGGCGCUGUGUGGACUGCGACACCACAGAGUCCGUGUGGGCGUGUCUGAAAUGCUCACAUGUGGCCUGCGGUCGCUACAUCGACGAGCACUCGCUGCAGCACUACCGCGAGACGCAGCACCCGCUCGCCAUGGAGGUGAGAGAGCUGGACGUGUUCUGCUUUGCGUGUGGCGACUACGUCCUGAACGACAACGCCGAGGGUGACCUGAAGCUCCUGCGGGGGGCGUUGUCCACCGUGCGGGACGCCGGUCGCCGUUCUAUGCGUUCCGCGUCGUCGUCGCCGCACUCGGUGAGUGGCGAGGGGGCGGGGCUUGUACCGGUUGCACUUAGGCACCGGCGGCGUGUGCUGCUCGCAACUGCUUUCCGGCGCUGGAGGAUGCGGCAGCAAGAGGAGCAGAAAAAACUGGAACAGGAGAAGGAGGAGCUUCGGCGGCAACGUAAAGAAAUGAAGAAGAGGAUCGUGGGAGACGACGGCAACGCACCACCGAGGAAAAGCGCACGCCUCCUGACGCAGGCGCCGCGGCCACUCGUCGCGUUGAUCCCGAGAAAAUUCAGAGACCCUCCCGAAAAAGCGCCACUUCCCGGCAAGAAUUCCAGAAAGGCGCUCCGUACUGUGAAAUCGGGUGUGGCCGGAAGGCGGGCCACCUCGUCUUUUCUGUUAGCGCGACGCAGGCGGUUAGCGCCGGGCGUCACGGGACUGCGUAACUUGGGCAACACGUGCUACAUGAACUCUAUCCUACAGGUGCUGAGCCACUUGCGUAAGUUCAGGGAGUGUUUCCUGGCACUGGAUCUGUGUGAGACGGAGCAGCUGCUCCUCGCCAAAACGCAAGGCAUGAUGGGAGGAGGAGGAGAGAAACCGGUGCAGCCCAAAGACCCCCGCGCAUCGUCUUUAUCGGGCCAGCAGGUGUCUCUGUGCCAGGAGCUGCACACUCUGUUCAGGGUGAUGUGGUCGGGCCGCUGGACGCUCGUGUCUCCGUUUGCCAUGCUACACUCGGUGUGGAACGUCAUCCCGGCGUUCCGUGGCUGUGACCAGCAGGACGCACAGGAGUUCCUGUGUGAGCUGCUGGAUAAGGUGCAGCAGGAGCUUGAGGCAGACGGCGGCUAUGGCGCCAAACGCCAACACACACGCACGCGAAUUGUCAUCCCCAUCACACAGAGGAAACUCUCCAAACAGGUGCUCAAAGUCCUCAACACCAUCUUCCACGGCCAGCUGCUCAGCCAGGUGACGUGUCUGUCGUGUAAGCGUAAGUCGAACACGGUGGAGCCGUUCUGGGAUUUAUCUCUGGAGUUCCCCGAGCGUUAUCACAGCGUGGCGAAGCUGAGCCAGACGUCCUCUCAGAGCUGCUCUCUCACCGAGAUGCUGAGCAAGUUCACCGAGACCGAGGCUCUGGAGGGACGCAUCUACAACUGUAACUACUGCAACAGAAAAAGACGCAAGUCAUCCCACAAGCCGCUGGCUCUAUCCGAGGCCUGUAAACAGCUGCUGAUUUAUCGUUUACCUCAGGUGCUGCGGCUUCACCUUAAACGCUUCCGCUGGUCGGGCCGGAACCACAGGGAGAAGAUCGGCGUUCACGUGGCGUUUGAUCAGGUUCUGAACAUGGAGCCAUACUGCUGUUCUGACGCAUCACAGGCCUUCACCUAUGACCUCUCUGCUGUAGUGAUGCAUCAUGGGAAAGGUUUCGGCUCAGGACACUACACCGCCUACUGCUACAACACGGAGGGGGGCUUCUGGGUCCACUGUAACGACUCGGAGAUGAACGUGUGUAGCGUGGAGGAGGUCUGUAGCACUCAGGCGUACAUCCUGUUCUACACACAACGAUCAUCUUAAAGAGACUCAACAAAUACACACCUGUGUGUAUUACUGAACGAACAAUCCAACCUGUGUGUGUGUGUGUGUGUGUGUGUGUGUGUGUGUGUGUGUGUGUGUGUGUGUGUGUGUGUGUGUGUGUGUGAGAGAGUGAGAGAGUGAGAGAGACAGACACAUGCCUGUUCUAGUCAGCACACGUGUUUAGGUCAGGUCUGAUUAGCCGUCACGCGGCUCAGGCUCAGUUCUAUUUUUCCACUGAGGUAUUUUACAACAAAGACGAGGUUCAUCACUCGCAGCACUUUUCCACCGACGUGGAGCCGGAUCUAGAACCAUUCCACGAGCAGCCGGUUCCGGGUGUUCACAGAAGGACGUGCGUCAACUUUUCCUCCCAUUAUUAAUAAUUUGCAAACGGACAUGUAUUCCCUGGGCGUUACUUGUGAUACUAGUGAUGUCAUACACUCCCAGCAUUCAUCUGGUUUAAGCAGGACUGUGACGUAGCUGUAAGUUAGUGACGGAACACACCAGCAAAAAAAAGAGACAGACCUAAAAGCCAUUGGAGUGUUUAUUACACAACCGGUUUAUGUAUAUAAAUCUUAUAACGAGUGCUUCAGCUGUCUGAGUUAGUCUUAGUUUGUUUGUAUGAUCCUUUGAUGCCAUGGCAACAGCAGGUUAGAGUAGCUAAUUGAUGUAAGCAGGGCUGAGGAAUGGCGUCUGUUUGGGACACGACCACUUCUGCUGAUGCAGCGGUUCGGCUCCACGUUUGUCGGAAAGUUAAGCAUCAGCUCUGACCUCAAGUUCGUUUUAGAUCUCAGAGAUUUUCUACACACUAAAACUGUUCACACACACACACACACACACACACACACAGAGUGUGUACUCAUCCAGGGCAUUCAGGACUAGCGUCCUCACACUGGAGCUUCAGGAACACAUCGACACGCCCCACACUGCCAGAGGGAGGAGCUCAGGGCGAAUGGAGGGAGAGACGGAGAGAGGGACGAGUGCAGAUGGAGAGAUGCUCGAGCUCCCCCUGCACUGUGCAGCACUGAGACGUCCGUCUGGAAGAUUCCAUCAUCAAACUUCUCACACACUCCAAUCAGGAAUUGCUCAGCUUUGUGAUACAGUUCUUCUUUUCUACUGUGGUUUCUAACGUGUGUAGUGAACUGUGUGUGCUGGGGGGCGGGGCUACCUGCACCUGGGAAUCUGAGGGGAGGGGCACCUGAGACUCUAAAUGGGAUUAGGGUGAAGGGGAGGGGGGUGGUCUUUGGGGUGAGGGGGGGAUUGUUUACUUUAGUCAAUUACUGACCAGAACAAUCUGAUGACCAUGAAUGUCUUUCUUGUGUGUGUGUGUGUGAGAGAGAGAGAGAGACUGUGUGUGUGUGUGUGUGUGUGUGUGUGUAGGACUGCAGGGGUUUUACAGUGACCUCUGACCUCAUGACAUUUUGUUCUGUAUUGUGGAGCACCAGUUAUCAACUUUAUUGAUCUGGGUUUGGCCUGAUAGCGAUUAAAGUUAUUACAACA
Messenger RNA from Ictalurus punctatus (channel catfish), 4131 nucleotides. It is a transcript of the gene usp49, whose product is annotated as ubiquitin specific peptidase 49. The coding region runs from base 739 to 2634 and encodes 631 amino acids. Gene Ontology annotation, molecular function: cysteine-type deubiquitinase activity; zinc ion binding. Gene Ontology annotation, biological process: protein deubiquitination. The transcript is spliced from 8 exons. Gene Ontology annotation, cellular component: cytoplasm. Lineage: Eukaryota; Metazoa; Chordata; Actinopteri; Siluriformes; Ictaluridae. The record is from RefSeq and is a predicted model, not a curated record.